This is a messenger RNA of Brachypodium distachyon (stiff brome), 2839 nucleotides long. RefSeq names its product B3 domain-containing protein Os03g0620400. NCBI's taxonomy places the organism in Eukaryota, Viridiplantae, Streptophyta, Magnoliopsida, Poales, Poaceae. Gene Ontology annotation, molecular function: DNA binding. The record is from RefSeq and is a predicted model, not a curated record. The transcript has 9 exons. Bases 477 to 2543 code for a protein of 688 amino acids.
CAAAAUUCGUCGUCGUGCCGCGGAAGCACAUCUAAAUCUUGAUAGCGCCCCAAAAGUGCUUGAAUAGCGCUAGAUUAAAAAUCUUGGUCCCAUCUGAGCAGCUGGGGAGAGGAGCCAGAGAGGAUAGGACAUCAUAAUGGCGUGUACAUCUAUGUCGUCCGGUUCUUGCGGUCUUGCCCCUCUCUUGGGUCUCUACGGGAAGAACAAACGUCUCAGCACUGCAGGCCAGGUGCCCCCUCUCUUCUCCUCCGUCUUCAACUUCUUGUUUCCACCACUUGCAGGAUCUGGGCGCUGAGCUCUACCUCUGUGUUCUACUUUUGCCAAGUUUGAACUGCGGCCGUUAAUCGACCGUGCCUUCUUUUUCCCUUCGUGUUCAUUCGCUGUCAAAAAAGCAGUGCUUCUUUUGUUGCAGUUCUUUAUCUCGAGAAGGUUCGGAGGACACUUCUUGAACUCCCUACUGGAAGAGGUGGCGCGAGAUGAGUAAUACUUGCGAGUGCUGCAAGAAAUGUGGGAAGGCCAAGCGUUUCGUCAGGCGGAUGGACAAAAAUUCAAGGCAUAGCAUGGUCAUACCAGAGAGGUUUGUGAACCAUUUCACAAGGAGGAUGCCAGGAAAUAUCAAACUGGAAGCCCCUGAUGGUAAUGUGUAUGAUGUUGGAGUUACCAAGCACAGGAAUAGAACAAUCUUCCAAUCUGGAUGGGAGACGUUUCUUGAUGCCAAUAACAUAGUACAUAACAACUCGUUGAUGUUCCGAUACCUUGGGGGUUCUUACUUCAAGGUUGCACUCUUUGAUUCUAGUGGUUGCGAGAAAGUGGUGCCCUGUCCUCGCAUAAAGAGCAUUGGUCAAGAACCAAUCACAAGUUCUGUAGGCAUGUCAAGCAGUUCCAGCUACCAUAAUACUCAGUUGUCAGUAAGUCGAUCAGAUGGAUGCCAUAGUGGAAGACGAGGCAAUGGUGCAAAACGAGCAAAGACAUAUGCAGCAUCCUCUCCAUCUGAGGAUUUGUCAGGAGAAGAUAAUCCUUAUGAGCAUGACUCAUCCGAGUCGGAUGAUCACAUAGUCCCAAAGCCUCUUUAUAUCUUAUCAGUGCAAUGCUAUUUAACAGAAGAGCAGGUGGCACGAAUAGUUACACUUGUCGACGAAAUUCAACCUGACAUGCCUCUGCUUGUUACUUUGAUUAGGAAGCCCAACGUGAAACCAUAUCCUGACCUGGUUAUUCCUAAGGAUUAUGCAACCGCAUACUUUCCACACAGAAGCCAAAUCAUCACAUUCCAAUUGGCUGGGCAGACAAAGACGUGGCACUGCAAAUUCCGUGCCAGACCAGAUGGAGGUCGGUGCAAUCUUUAUGGGUGUUAUUUUGUCCGAGACAACCAUUUACUGCAGGGAGAUCUCUGCCUCUUUCAACCAAUGACGAAUGACGAGGGAACAACAUUCACAGUGAUGACCCAUGUGCUUCCGAAAGCGAGUAUUGAUCACCCCUCAGAUAUAAUUCCUAGUUCUGCAAGCACAAAGAUGACCUCACAAGUGUGUGUUAAGGAGGAGCAGUCUGACGCGAGCAGAAGACCAGUUGGAUGCGAAAGUGGAAGCUCAAGCCAUAGUAGAAAUACUACAAACAAGACUGUGAUAUCCUCUCCAUCUGAGGAAUCAGGAGAAGAUAAUCCUUCAGGAUGCAAUUUUUUUGAUUCAGAUGAUGUUUGCACACCUCCAGGGCAUGAUUAUGUGUUGUCGCGUUGGAGUUAUUUAGCUGAAGCACAAAAGGAGAAAGUGGUUAUGCUUAUCCGGAAAGUUCAACCCAGAAGUCGUGUAUUCGUGGCUAUUAUGAGGAAGUCCAAUGUUCAACCAUUGUAUCCCUGUCUGAUCAUCUGCAAGGAAUAUGCAACUGUAUACUUUCCCCGUGAAAGUGCCUCUGUCACACUUCAGAGGCCAGGCAAGAGCAAGAAGUGGCACCCCAGAUUCUACAAGAGGAAGGAUGGAAGUAUGCACAAGAUUAGGGGCCAGUGGUCAGACUUUGUGUGUGACAACCGCGUGGAGGAGGGAGAUAUCUGCAUCUUCGUACCAGCGAAGGGUGGGAGAAGGUCCACAUUUACCGUUCAUCUACUUCGUGUGGAAAACGACAUGCAUGCAGGUCCUUCUGAUGAGCAGGAGAAACCCUACAUACUAUCACAAACGAGCAGUCUAUCACCAUUGCAACAGAGCUUAGUUGAAGAUAAAACGCAAGCCAUCCAAUCGGAAGCACCCCUAUAUGUGGCAAUCAUGAACAACACAAGUGUUGGUGUCAAUCAGCGUUACACCAUGGAAUUUGGUGCACAAUUUGCUGCUGUAUAUUUGCCAAAGGGAGGGCAAACUAUGUUGCUCCAGCAUACGGGGAAGAUAUGGCACACUAAGAUGCGUGUUCGGCACGGCACGAGGUGGGUUCUUGGUGAAGGUUGGCGCAAAUUCGUCAUUGACAACCGUCUGCAAGUCGGAGAUAUCUGUCUGUUCGAACUAAAGAAGAACCGGAGGAAACUUACAAUGGUGGUCCAUAUCAUUUUCAGUCAUCAGUGUUAGGUUGCAGUAAAGGAGAAUAGUGUCCCCUGAUAUUUCUGCUGGAACUAUGUUUGGUACUUUAAAACUAAACCAUGGAUACUUUUUGCACGCCUUAAAUUCUGAAUUUCUAGAAGUAUAGUAAUUCCUGUUCAGGUGAUGACUUUCUGCUUCAGACCCUUUUGAAGUGUGCUUCUCAGCGAAGGAUUCUUUUGUAGUUGUACUCCAUGUUUGUUGCAUUAAGAAUUGUGGAACAGCAGGUUCAGGAGAGCCGUUUCUCAUUUCUCCAUUGGAAAGGGAAAAACAUGCAUUGGUAGACG